Fusarium tjaetaba is the source of this 1509-nucleotide messenger RNA. RefSeq names its product cytochrome P450 monooxygenase 4F5. Lineage: Eukaryota; Fungi; Ascomycota; Sordariomycetes; Hypocreales; Nectriaceae. Gene Ontology annotation, molecular function: oxidoreductase activity, acting on paired donors, with incorporation or reduction of molecular oxygen; iron ion binding; monooxygenase activity. The coding region runs from base 1 to 1509 and encodes 502 amino acids. The transcript is spliced from 3 exons. The record is from RefSeq and is a predicted model, not a curated record.
AUGUUGCGGGAAGCUGUGUACAGUAUCGCGGGCUUCGUCCUGCUUGCCUACACGGCAGAAUGGAUUAUCUCACUACUCGACGACCCGAGGGAGCCCAAGAGACUACAGUCUAAAAUACCGCUCUUUGGUCACUUAUGGGGUAUGAUGAAGUAUAGUUCUGGUUACCAUGGAAUCACAAGCAAACAAACAAACGAGGAAAUGUACACAGUCGCCAUCUUCAACACAAAGCUCUACAUCGCGAAAACAUCCCGUCUCAUCCCUCUGAUCCAAAAGACAUCCAAGACUCUGUCCUUCCGACCAUUCAUGCAAACAGCCGCUAAGCUUAUGGGCGAUGCGAAACCCGAGACGUUCGAGGUUUUUGGGACAGAAUGGGUUGAUUCGUUUAGUCACGCUCAUAAGAACGGUCUUGCUACGGGACCGUUCCUUGAUGAGCAGAAUCUUCGAAUGGGAGAUCGUGCUUUGAUCGACAUUGAGCAACUUCUGCCGAAAGAGACAAAUGGGGUUUCAAAGGUCAACUUGCUGGAGUGGGCGCAGUAUGCUGUUGUUCAGGCUAGUGCUUGUGGAAUCUUUGGUGUCGAGCAUCCUUUUCUUGAUCCAAAGGUUGACCAAGCCUUUUGGAAAUGGCAAUCGUAUCUUCCUCUUCACAUGGUAAACCUCGACAUCACUGGCAAAGGGUACGCCGCCCGCCAAAUUGUCUUUGACGCUUUCCGCAAGUAUAACAGGAAUCUUCCCAGCGAUGUAUCAUUCAUCUACAAAGAGCGUCUCCGCUCAAUGAGGGAAGCUGGUAUCGAUGAAGAUGACAUUUGCAAGCAACAAGCUACUUUUGGAACUGCUGCUUUCGCCAACACUGUUCCGAUCAUGUACUGGACUAUCUACGAACUCUUCUCUCGACCGGAUCUUGUAGAAGAGGUGCGGAAAGAGGUUAUUGGGCAAGCUGUCAGUGGAGAUAAGGAAUCUGGCUUCCAAGUCGACGUCGCUGCUCUGAAGACUAAGUGUCCCUUGACUCUAUCCGUUUUCCAGGAGACUCAACGAUUAAGGCAUGUUCAUGCGAACAUCCGCAAAGUCACAGAAGACACCAUCCUCGACGGCAAAUAUCUCCUCAAAGCAGGCCACUACGUGAUGAUGCCCGGCCAACCCGUGCACACCAACGCAUCAACAUGGGGACCAACGGCUGACCAAUUCGAUCCAUAUCGCUUCACCAAAGACUCAUCAGACCGAAAAGCCAGCAGUUUUGUCGCAUGGGGCGCACCGCCUCAUCUUUGCCCGGCGCGCCAAUUCGCUACUACUGAGAUUCUUAUUGUGAUCGCGCUUUUGGCUGUGAGGAGCGAUAUUGCGCCUGUGAGGGGGGAGUGGGUGAAGAACCCGGCGCUGAACACGGGGGACAUGGCGACUGUUUAUACGCCGAAGAAGAGUGUGGAGGUGGAGGUUAGGAAGAGGGAGGAUUGGGAUGGAGAGUGGAGUUUGAGAAUGGGAGAGAGUAAGACGAGAAUUUCUCUUGCUUCUGGUUAA